Molecule: messenger RNA, 2905 nt
Organism: Pseudoliparis swirei
Lineage: Eukaryota; Metazoa; Chordata; Actinopteri; Perciformes; Liparidae
Gene: mboat1
Product: membrane bound O-acyltransferase domain containing 1
Exons: 13
Coding region: 351-1910 (519 amino acids)
Biological process (GO): lipid modification
Cellular component (GO): membrane
Molecular function (GO): acyltransferase activity
Source: RefSeq, a predicted model, not a curated record
AACAGGUUUCCCCUUAAAUAUAUUACACAAUAUAAUAAUUGUCUUUCUAUCAGAAUACUGUCAGAUCUAUUUUUGCGCCUUCGUCUUUUAUUUUGAAAGCAACAACCGGAAUUUAUUUUCUUCUGUCGCCGCCUGGCUUGACUGGUCAAGAGUCUGAUGAGCGUAGUGGAGGAGAGAGAGAGCCGGUGGCGCGUGCGUGUCCUGUCAUUGCAUAUACUGGCUCGAGUUGUCACGAGCCUGUCAGCCAACUAAUGUAUUGCUGUCACAGAAGAGCGUAAGUAGUGAGUUUACAAAGAAACAAGGGGAAUUUAAACCGGGAACACGCCGCGACAGAAGAAACUAGACGCAGGAUGGGCGAACGGGUGGAAAGCGCGUUUCGCGUUGAAACCACUGGAUCCCAUUGGCUGCUGCCUGUCAGCGACUACUUGUGCUUCCCUCUUGAUCAGGUGAAUUUUUUGGCGUGCCAGCUGUUUGGCCUGGCGGCUGCCUUCUGGUUCCGUCUCUACCUCAGUCCUAGCCAUGCCAAUCCCCUGGUCAGGCACUCUGUGGCCGCCCUCCUGGGCGUCGUCUUUCUCAUCUUCUGCUUUGGAUGGUACUCGGCUCACAUCCUGACACUGGUGCUUGCAAGCUACUUGAUCAUCAUCAACGCUGAUAUCAACAAUGUACACAGGUAUUCCAUGGUGACGGCUAUGGGCUACUUGACCGCGUGCCAAGUGAGCAGAGUCUUCAUCUAUAACUAUGGAGUUCUGUCCACUGACUUCUCCGGGCCUCUGAUGAUAGUAACCCAGAAGAUAACAACACUGGCUUUCCAGCUCCAUGACGGUAUGUGUAAGAAAUCUGAACAACUGACCUCUGAGCAGAAGCCUUUGGCUAUUAAUGUGAGGCCUUCUCUCAUCGAGUACCUGAGUUACAAUCUGAACUUCAUGAGUGUCUUCGUGGGACCAUGUAGCAACUAUAAAGAAUACAUAGACUUCAUAGAGGGCAGACACAUCCGCAGGAAGCUGAAGCAGCACUUUGGGACGUGCAAUGGGCAGAACGGCUACGAUAAGACCCCGGACCCAUCACCUCUGAACGCUGUCUGUCGGAAAUUGCUGAUCUGCUGCGGCUGCACGCUGUUCCUCCUCACGGUGACUCGGUCUUUGCCGAUAACGUACAACGUGGACCCCCAUUUUGUGAGCCAAGCCCCCUUCCUCACCAGGCUCACCUACGCCUUCUUCUCUAUACAAGCAGCCCGGCCCAAAUUCUACUUCGCCUGGACAAUAGCUGAUGCGGUCAACAACGCUGCAGGUUACGGUUUCUCGGGGUUGGAUGAAAAUGGAAAGCCAUCUUGGGAUCUCAUCUGUAACCUCAACAUUUUAGGGAUUGAGACCGCAACCAGUUUUAAGGCAUUCAUAGACAACUGGAACAUUCAAACAGGAAUUUGGCUCAAAACGGUGUGUUAUGACCGAGCCCCUAAACACAGGUUGGCGUUGACCUUCUUCCUGUCUGCCCUGUGGCACGGUGUUUACCCGGGCUACUAUUUCACAUUCAUCACUGCCAUCCCCAUCACCAUGGCAGCACGAGCUGUACGGACGUCAGUCCGCCACUACUUUCUGGGCUCCAGAGGCUUGAAGCUGGGUUACGACAUCUUAACUUGGGCAGCCACUCAGCUGGCCAUCUGCUACACUGUUAUGCCUUUUCUUCUUCUGGCAGUAGAACCCACUUUGGUUUAUUACAGGUCUAUGUACUUCCAUGUUCACAUAAUCAGCAUUCUGGCUGCGAUCGCCCUGCAUUGGAAACACAAACCCAGUGAACCCUCUGCCGCCAGCAAAACGUGUUUUUCCUCCUCUUCAUCCUCCUCCUCCUCGUCUCAGUGCUCAGCACAGGGCCAGCCUGUUCACUCCAACAACAAUACAAACAAAGUAGAUUGAAAAUCCCCUUUUCACACUCUUUUACCAGGCUCUCAGUCGAGGGUGUUCUCUCAAAGACAAGUGAAUAAAGAGCAUUCAGCCAAUUUGUAAAGAGAAAACACGAUUUAUUUUUUUGGGACAGUACAGAUACAUAUCCUGUGGCUCCGGAUGUACAUGGGGAGAGCUGUUCUGCCACGGUGGAAGAUUCACGAGAUCACAACCUGAUUCUGAUUCUAAGACAACACGACAAACAAACGCACAGCGGGCAAACUGGCAAAGACGAACAUUAGCCGAGGGAACAUCUGCGGUACCACAAACCGGGACGCGGGCCGCCACCUGCCCCCACUCUCGUCCACUUUCCUCCCCGGAGGCCCAUCACAACGCCAGCCUGCCUGCUCCGACAACAAUGCAACAGUGUGGAGAGAGAAAGGAGGCUCACUUUAUUUCUCGUCCUCUAUCUGCGCUGUCCUGCCAAUCGGUGGGAUCGGAGCCAGCACAGUGGGAGAGCAGCUCAUGAACAGGGAGGGCACAAAUACCAGGACACACACAAACAGACACAAAUGUGCUCCAUACUCCCUCCUAGGCAGGCUCGUACUUGGUCACACUCUACACACAAUGGCUGCUCUUGUGCGGCCACAACAAAAGAGCAUACCAAGAGGAGAGAGAGAGAGAGAGCCCUGGUUCCUAUGUGUGUGUAAUCUUUUUACUUUGUGCUACGUCCCACUAACCUCUGCCACUGACCCUGUGUAAGUGUGUGUAAGUGAGUGAGUGAGUGAGUGAGUGUGUGUGUGUGUGUGUGUGUGUGUGGACCCUGGCCUAAAAAAAACUGUGCACUGCAUUGGUACCCACUGUUCGUGUGUGCUGACUGAGUGGGACGACACUUGAAAUACCAAUGAGAGCAUGCAGCUCUUAAGCUGUCCAGUGAAACUGACCGUUGAAGUCUUUGAAGGCCGGCUGGCAGCUCCUCCAGGUGGGAGACCUGACCGUUGAAGAACAAGUCAACACAUCAAUUCAAU